Molecule: messenger RNA, 929 nt
Organism: Fusarium odoratissimum NRRL 54006
Lineage: Eukaryota; Fungi; Ascomycota; Sordariomycetes; Hypocreales; Nectriaceae
Exons: 1
Coding region: 143-763 (206 amino acids)
Biological process (GO): thiamine metabolic process
Molecular function (GO): ribonucleoside triphosphate phosphatase activity
Source: RefSeq, a predicted model, not a curated record
UACCAAUAACAGUGACAGGUGGGGAACACAGCCUAGGCCAACCAUUGCAAAACCCCUCAGGCAUGCCCUGGACGCAUACAUAUAAUUCAACAAAUCACAAGCUGGCUGUCCAGGGAUACCCAUAUUCUUUGACCGCCAAGGCAUGAGCACAUCUCGAAACCAUCGAACCAUAAUCAACGUCCUCGCCAAGAAGUUCGCUCUUCAAAGACCAACAAUGGAGUCACCUCAGAAGCAAAAGCUUGUGGUCGUUGCUUCGAACAACAUCCCCAAAAUCAAAGCAACCCGCGAUGGCUUCACACAAAUGCUUCCAGACUCUUAUGACUUUCGAGGCAUAAGCGUAGACUCCAACGUUUCAGACCAGCCCUUCUCAGACGAAGAGACUCUGCGUGGUGCAACAAAUCGAGCACAGAACGCUCAAGCAGCCAGAAUAGAAGCUGAUUUCUGGGUUGGCAUCGAAGGCGGUGUUGAAACUCACAAUGGCUCAAUCUGCUCUUUUGCUUGGAUUGUUGUUUUUGGAAAAGAUGGGAAGGUCGGCAAGGCACGGACUUCGGCGUAUUUUCUACCGGAGAGGACUUGUCAAUUGCUGAAAGAGGGUGUUGAGCUGGGACACGCGGAUGAUAUGGUAUUUGGACAGACAGAUUCAAAGAACAAGCAGGGCUCGGUUGGGCUAUUGACCGGUGGUGUUGUUGACCGAGCUGCGUAUUAUACACAGGCCGUCAUUCUGGCCCUGAUACCAUUCAGGAAUGCUUCUUUGGACUUUUGAUAGGUUCAUUUUCAUAUUGAGCACUCAAGGCUCUCAAGGAAAAAAUCGCAAAUAAUUUUAUACUUCUAUAAUGCCAUACAUGACGGACACUCCAUCUCACUUCUGGAGUCCAGUCAAGGGUAUACAUUCUUGCAGAGGAAAACACUCUUAUUAGCCUGCCCAUAAG